Molecule: messenger RNA, 432 nt
Organism: Aegilops tauschii subsp. strangulata
Lineage: Eukaryota; Viridiplantae; Streptophyta; Magnoliopsida; Poales; Poaceae
Product: mitochondrial import inner membrane translocase subunit TIM17-1-like
Biological process (GO): protein import into mitochondrial matrix
Cellular component (GO): TIM23 mitochondrial import inner membrane translocase complex
Molecular function (GO): transmembrane protein transporter activity
Source: RefSeq, a predicted model, not a curated record
AUGGAGCAGGGCACGACGACGGCGCCGACGCCGCUACCGGAACUCGCCAAGGAGACAGGCAAUUGCAUCGCCGUUGUCGCCGCUGGAGGCUCCGCCUUCUACUUCCUCAAGGGCCUGCGCAACUCCCCCACAGGUGGCCGCCUAGCCGGCGCCGCCCAGGCGGUCCGCGCAAACGCGCCGCGAAUCGGCGGCUGGGGGGUCUGGCUCGGCGCCCAGGCAGCAAUUGACAGCGCCCUGGAGCGCGUGAACAAGGACGACCGCUUCAACACCAUGAUCUCAUAUGGCGCCGCCAGCGUCCUCGUCUCCGUGCUCCGGGGGCCACGCGCCGCCGCCUUCUCCGGGAUCAAGGGCGCCGUCUUCGGUGGGCUCGUAGAGAUCGCUAUACGCGGCCUUAAACGCUUCGAGGCCGACCUACCGGAACCGGAGAAGUGA